UAAUAAUAAUAAUAAAUGUAGAGAAGGAAGGGGAAUCGAACCCGUGACCUCUCCACCAUAUCUCCGCGCUCUUCAUAGAAUUUGUUUAGAGCCAUCCAAGGCCGAAACGCAGGCAAUUAUCUCAAUGGAAGAGCCGGAGCGAAGGAAAGUGGGCGAGAGGAAGAAGCGAGUAUUCGGCGACAACACACACAAGCAUUUGGAGCAACUUCGCAAGCAUGCUCGGGCAUUGACUGGGGAAGUUAAUUUUGAGCAAGAGGAUCUGGGAUUGGACACCACACGUAUUAGAUUUUUGACUGCAGUGGCUGGUGUUCUUAAAAGAAAGGAGCAGCUUAAAGAGAAUCUAACAAGGGAAACUGGGAAAAGCCUGGAAGAGCGUCUACGGCGAGAAUUUGAAACUGCAAGGAUUUCUGAGACUCAGGAGAUAUCCUUGAAUGAUGAUCAAUGGAAUGGUGGAGUUCUUGCUAGAAUUAGAGAGAGGGUUCAUAUGGAAACUGAAUUGAGGAAAUCAAACGGUCAUAUUGAUAGCCAACAUGAACAACUUGUUCGUGAGAAGAUUACAUACAAGUUAAGGAACAAGGUUAUUUGUUGUUUGGAAGGGGGCAGGAUUUGUAUAGAGUAUGAUACCUUUUUUGCAGGAGAACAGUGUGAUAUUUACUAUUGUGUUCUGGGGAGCAAAUCUUUCUUGGAGAAGAUGCGUGUUGUCGAACAUACGAUUCCCUUUUUUUUGCCCAUAAAUGAGGCAGAAGAUAAAUUCCUUUCGUCAGAUCCAAUGAAGUUUAUUGACUACGUUGGAGAAAUGCUGCAAGCAUAUGUAGAUAGAAGAGAGCAGGUUCGUCUUCUCAAGGAGUUAUAUGGUGGCCAGAUCAGAGAUCUUUAUAAUACCUUACCUUUCGAUAUGAUUACAUUUGUGAUGGACGCAUAUAAUUUUAAAGUAAUUGUUGAACUUAUUUAUGAUGAUACUCAUUCGGAGCUGCCAACUAAAAGCAAAGUACAGGCUUGGCCUCUGUCUUUGAAAGCAAUGGAAACAUGUACUGGGAGACAAGGAAGUGGAUCAGCAGUGAAUGGAAUAACUUCAUCUCCCCUUCCAUAUGCUGAGGAUGCUUUAAAAACAAUAAGUUUACCUCGGGCAUUCGCUGAGAUUGCUCUGAAUUUGCAAGGCACCCUCAGACACAUUUUUCCAUCAUUUGGAACACUUUCGGUUCAUUCAUCUGGAGCAGACUAACCACCUUAUUCUUGACAAGGCAACAAUGUAUCUUAACAAAGAGAAACUAUUUAGGUAAUUCCUAUUGGGAAAAAAACAUGCUCAGAAUAAUUUAUACUUACUGUUCUUGUGAUUUUUAUGUGCAGUCAUGUUUCUUAUAAUUUGAUCCCUCUCUAGAUCCUUGGAUAGCUGCUUGUGAAUAUGAUGUAAAAUUUGGACUACAUUUGGAGAGAGUGUGAAAUGGGGAUUUAUUUCGGUAAUGUAAAAUAUGUGACCAGAAAGAAUAGUAGUGGUGAAUUUGCUUUAUUUGCAACUUAUCUAGAUUGCAUUUCUAUAAUAGUUACAGACAUUGAUAUCAUAUAUUCACUUUAAUAUCAAAUCAUUUUUUGAACUCAAA
This is a messenger RNA of Cryptomeria japonica (Japanese cedar), 1598 nucleotides long. RefSeq lists its product as uncharacterized. Bases 125 to 1222 code for a protein of 365 amino acids. The record is from RefSeq and is a predicted model, not a curated record. The transcript is spliced from 13 exons. Gene Ontology annotation, cellular component: kinetochore; Mis6-Sim4 complex. Lineage: Eukaryota; Viridiplantae; Streptophyta; Pinopsida; Cupressales; Cupressaceae.